Messenger RNA from Ixodes scapularis (black-legged tick), 555 nucleotides. RefSeq names its product adhesion G-protein coupled receptor G6-like. The coding region runs from base 229 to 555 and encodes 108 amino acids. The record is from RefSeq and is a predicted model, not a curated record. NCBI's taxonomy places the organism in Eukaryota, Metazoa, Arthropoda, Arachnida, Ixodida, Ixodidae. The transcript has 5 exons. Gene Ontology annotation, molecular function: serine-type endopeptidase activity.
UACCUCAAGGUCGACGGGAAACUCUUCUGCGGUUCGCUCAAGCACCGGGGACGCCGCGAGAUUGUUGAUUUCCCAAAGAAUUCGGACGAGCUGACCUUCUACUUCCAUACCAACGGCGUCGGCUCCGGCAAAGGCUUCUGGAUCGAGGUGGCGCGAAGACCGGGCUCAUGCGACGCGCGGAAGAACAUCAUCGGGGCCUGCGAAGAGAGGCACUCGCAAGAGGAGUUCAUGCUGUGGAGCCCCGACUUCCCGGAGCCCUAUGGCCCAGACCAGAAGUGCUGGUACUACAUCCGUCGAGCCAGCAGCGCCGUUUGCGGCCUCGAGCUCACCUUCUUCAACUUUGAGCUGGAAGCCAGCGACGGAUGCGUGUACGACUUCCUCGACGUGGACGGGCAGAAGUUAUGCGGCUCCAUCACUCCGGGUGCAGUCCGGGUGUUCAUGUUCAACAGAGACCAGCUCCUGAUUCACUUCAACAGCGACAGCCAGACCAACAAACGAGGCUUCCACGUCAAGGCGAGGCAGAUCACUACUUGCUAUCCAGGAAGCAGUUCAUGA